UCAAACAUAGAGUGCUCGGCAAUGAAACUCCUCAAAUUCCAUGGCCUCGCUCUGUUCACCGUCUUCCUUACUUUGUUGCCCGAUCUUGGGAUCGCUCAUGAUUACAGAGAAGCAUUGUCGAAGGCGAUCCUGUUCUUCGAGGGCCAACGAUCGGGGUAUCUGCCGGACGACCAGAGAAUGAAAUGGAGAGACCAUUCAGGCCUGAGCGACGGGUGGACUUACAACACAGACCUCACCGGCGGCUACUACGACGCUGGCGACAACGUGAAGUUUGGGUUCCCCAUGGCGUUCACUGCCACAAUGCUGGCCUGGAGCGUCGUCGAAUUCGGAGACGACAUGCCUCCCGAGGAGCUUCGGAAUUGCCUCGUUGCUAUACGUUGGGCCACCGAUUACUUGCUCAAGGCCGUGUCUCAGCCCGAUCGGAUUUUCGUUCAGGUGGGUGAUCCAAGCUCAGACCACAACUGCUGGGAGAGGCCAGAGGACAUGGACACGGACAGGACGGUUUAUGCCAUCGAUGCGCCAAAUCCAGCCUCUGACAUCGCCGGCGAAACGGCGGCGGCGCUGGCAGCUUCGUCCAUGGUGUUCCGAUCGUCGGACCCUGGAUAUUCCGAGACAUUGCUGAGAAAUGCGAUCAAGGCCUUUCAGUAUGCUGAUAACUACAGAGGUGCUUACACUGACAACGAUCACGUUAGGGACGGUGCGUGCCCUUAUUACUGCAACUUUGGUGGCUAUCAGACGAUACAGGACGAGCUGUUAUGGGGAGCGGCGUGGAUAAGGAGGGCCACAGGGGACGAUGAUUUCUUAAAUUACAUUCAAUACAAUGCCAAAACGUUCGGUGCUGAUGAUAACAUCAAUGAGUUUGGCUGGGAAAACAAGCAUGCUGGCCUCAACGUUCUUGUCUCCCAGGAAGUGGUAGAAGGAAACUUGUACUCUCUACAAUCCUACAGGGACUCAGCAGAGAGCUUCGUAUGCACACUGGUACCCCAAUCACCAACGUCACAGAUCCAAUACACUCCUGGAGGCCUCAUUUACAGACCCGGAGGCAGCAAUCUACAACACGCCACCUCUCUCUCUUUCCUUCAACUUGUCUACGCCAAGUAUCUCUCUCGCUCCUCCCAAACCCUCACUUGUGGCACCCUCUCCAACAUCACUCCUCAAACCCUUCGUCACAUCGCCAAGAGACAAGUUGACUACAUCUUAGGGGACAACCCCAUGGGACUCUCCUACAUGGUCGGAUACGGUGACCAUUACCCUCAGAGGAUUCACCAUCGUGGCUCUUCCCUGCCUUCCACUAAGGACCAUCCUCAGUUCAUUGCAUGCAAGGAAGGCUCUGUCUAUUUCAAUUCUUCUAACCCUAACCCUAAUCUUCUUGUGGGAGCCGUUGUUGGAGGGCCAGAGGACGAUGAUGAGUACGAGGAUGAUCGAGCCAAUUUCAGAAAAUCUGAGCCCACCACGUAUAUUAAUGCUCCUUUUGUUGGGGUUUUAGCCUACUUUGCUGCUCAUCCUAACCCUUGAUUACUCGUGGAACAAGUAUUUUUUAGGUAUUUACUGUCAGGUUCUUCACAAAACGUCACCUGCCAUGUUGAUAUUUGUGUUCAACUUUUUCAAUACACGUUAUAUAUUUUUAAUUUAAUGAAGAACUUGAAUAAAUACUUAAAGAACUUUACUUAAGUUUUGUCUAUAUAUAUUUGAGGUUUUGUAAAUAAAAGGAGAUGCUGGCGCUGUACACAGUAAACAUGUCUCUCGUCUUGAGAAAAGGCAAGAGGGAAGAGGCUUGCUUGUGUUGGAUAUCUGUAUUUAUAUAUAUAGAAUUUGAGGAGUUGUUUUUGGUUUCGAAGUUGCGUCAUUAAUUAUAUUCAAGCUGAAGGGAAGAUUAGUUCGAGGUGUUUGAGUUCUCGAUUUUGGCAAUAUAAGGGGGGAAACUGAGAUUGUGCAUGC
Prosopis cineraria is the source of this 1938-nucleotide messenger RNA. Its product is annotated as endoglucanase 24-like. The record is from RefSeq and is a predicted model, not a curated record. The coding region runs from base 22 to 1515 and encodes 497 amino acids. The transcript has 4 exons. Gene Ontology annotation, molecular function: hydrolase activity, hydrolyzing O-glycosyl compounds. NCBI's taxonomy places the organism in Eukaryota, Viridiplantae, Streptophyta, Magnoliopsida, Fabales, Fabaceae. Gene Ontology annotation, biological process: carbohydrate metabolic process.